Molecule: messenger RNA, 1149 nt
Organism: Daucus carota subsp. sativus
Lineage: Eukaryota; Viridiplantae; Streptophyta; Magnoliopsida; Apiales; Apiaceae
Exons: 3
Coding region: 1-1149 (382 amino acids)
Source: RefSeq, a predicted model, not a curated record
AUGGACAGUGAAAAGGUCAUCAUUCGAUUGCUCCACAGUGGUCAAUUCAUGAAGACUAAGUACAUUGGUGACAAGUGUGAAAUGUAUGAUGUCGAACGUGACUAUUUCUCCUACUCUGUGCUGAUGGAGUUUGUUAAGGAGCUGAAAUAUGAUGAGAUUGGAGGCGUGUACAUUAAGCUCAGAGGCUGGAAGCUUGUAACAGAUGAUAAAGGUGUAACUGAUGCAACUAAUGGGAGAGCAGAAAUUGAUUUUUACAUUGACAACAAUGUCGACCCAAAUGUGCCGCCAAUGAAGCAAAUGCAACCCCAUGUCAUUAUAAGGCCAAAAUCAAGCCCUUUUAAAGUGAAGGAAAAGAAUGCCGAGAAGCGGACUUCUGUAACACUACAAAACAUCAAUGCUGAGAAAACACGGAGAAUGAAGGACAUGAAUGUUGAGAAGGAACGACUAUUAAUCACAAAGAAAAAACUGGAGUUCAACCAUGAAGAUGCGAAUCUUGUAACAGUGGAACCAAGUCCAAAAGUUAUAGUGAAUGACGUAGAUGGAACUGGAACUAGUGCUGGACAAGCUUGUUUAGUCCAAUCUGGAGGAGAUAAAGAGAUGGUAAAGCCAGUUGAAGGUGAGGGAUGCAAUGAGUACGAAAUGCAACGGAACUUGAAUGUUGCAAAAAAUCAAGAGAAGCUUGCUGCCCUUGGAAUACCUUUACUAACUAAGUCAGUUAGUGAAAAGGCCGAAAAAAGGGAAUUGAAGCAACCAAAUGAAGAUGGUGGUGAAAGUGAUUACCUUCCCACUAACGAAGAUGCGGGUGAAAGUGAGAAUGAUGAGGCUGAUAUUGCUACUUCAAAGAAAAUUAAAAAGACCAAGAGGCAGAGAGUAGUUCAGAGCAGUACAAGGGGCCCAAGAACUCGUGGCCAAGCUGCUAAAUUGGUGAAUAAGGAAGCAGCUUCGGAGCCGCUUCCCAGAGAGAAAAAUGAUGCACCCGUGCUUACUGCAAAAGAAAAGCUACAAGCUUUAAAAUCUGUUCCUGGUUCCAUGCUUGCUUAUAAUCAAUUAAGAGAACGUGAGAAAUCACAAAUUGAGAAGGAGAUCCCGGAGGGAGAGUCUGGAACGCAGCAAAUGAUGGCUGAAUCAGGUAAUUUUUUUUUCAAUUAG